AUGGUAAUUUCAAGUCUAGUUGUAUGUAUCUGGAGGAAACGUCAUGCUGCACGAUGGCCACUAAUCUGUUUGGGAAGAAAACCCUCACAGGCACCAUCUGCCGGCUCUCUAAGCAAAAUCAUGCAGCAGUAUGUGACUAACCCUAACUACUAUUCCAGCUCUCCAGAUGCCCCACUGCUGAAAAUGAUGCGAGAUAUUGAAAUACCCCGAGAGAAUCUGUCAUUUCUAGAGGAAAUUGGUGAAGGAUGCUUUGGCAAAGUUCACAAAGGAUUUUACACUCAACCAACUGGAGACGUUGUACCAGUAGCUAUCAAGAUCCUCAAAGAUGGCGCUACCUCAGAAGCUCAGAAUGAUUUUGAACGUGAAGUUGAAAUUAUGUCAACCUUCAACCAUGAGAACAUCAUUACACUGGUGGGCGUCGUCAUGAAAGACACUGGCAGCACACCCUGGAUGGUUUUUGAGUACAUGCAGUAUGGAGACCUGGCUGAGCUGCUUAGGAGUAACAGUCCAUGCUUGAGAAUACCCCCAGAAUAUGUAGCUUAUCAGCUAAAUCAGCCUGAUCUCGUCUGGAUAGCCACUCAGAUAUCGAAUGGAAUGGUAUACCUGUCUUCUCAACACUUCGUGCACAGGGAUUUGGCCACAAGAAACUGUUUGGUAGGAGAAAACCUGAUUGUCAAAAUCUCCGACUUUGGAAUGUCACGUGACAUAUAUACCUGCGACUACUACAAGAUUGGUGGGUCCCGGAUGCUGCCAGUUCGGUGGAUGGCACCCGAAAGCAUCAUGCACGGCAAGUUUACACUGGAGUCUGACGUGUGGUCUUACGGUGUUGUGUUGUGGGAGAUAUUUACCUACGGCAAACAACCUUACUACGGCCACUCUAAUGAAGAGGUGGUGAAGCUCAUCCUCCAGGGAAUCUUGUUGAGUCCACCAGAAGACUGUCCUUCAUUCAUUUACAGCAUCAUGGCCGGUUGUUGGAAAACAGAACCACGAGAUCGCUUGAGCUUCGAAGAAAUAUUUCAACGUCUGGUAGAUAAAUGCCCGAAUCAUCAACCUGAAGCCUCCUCAGAACCUCAACCGAACCAGGAACUGCUUGAUGCUGAUAAUUAUCUUGUUCCAAAUGUGCCGUUCGUUACGGUUGUUUAAACUGUUUUGGUGAAAUUCGUUGAAAAUAGACUCCUGAGAUUUGUGAGGCAUCUAUUUAAAGCUAGGAGACGGUAACUUUGUAUUGUGUAAUAAUUAGGCCAAUUAUUAAGUGUACGGUUGGCUUUUAAAUGUGAUAAGCAGCCUGCAUAUCAUUAACACAAACUUUAAAUUUCACUGUUAUCAAGAGUACUCGUAUUGAGAGGACAAAUUUUGCUCUUUUAUUAAUCUUCCCUUUCUACAUUAUCUUUUUGGGUAAGUUCAAGAGCUAUUUGCUUGACUGAGAUUAAAAUUUGUAAGAGGGGUGGAAACGGAGCCUAUUGAUAUUUGAAGUGAUGGGACGAAGCAGGAAACAAAAUUCAAAGCAUAGAAAUAGAAGAAUGUGGGCCAGGCUUCAAUGGUGUAAUAAAUCGAUAGAUGUUACAUACAUGGUUGAACGAAUUUCUCAAUAGCGGGAA
Molecule: messenger RNA, 1598 nt
Organism: Limulus polyphemus (Atlantic horseshoe crab)
Lineage: Eukaryota; Metazoa; Arthropoda; Merostomata; Xiphosura; Limulidae
Product: tyrosine-protein kinase transmembrane receptor Ror-like
Exons: 6
Coding region: 1-1143 (380 amino acids)
Biological process (GO): cell surface receptor protein tyrosine kinase signaling pathway; multicellular organism development; cellular response to nerve growth factor stimulus
Cellular component (GO): axon; signaling receptor complex
Molecular function (GO): ATP binding; neurotrophin binding; neurotrophin receptor activity
Source: RefSeq, a predicted model, not a curated record